UGGCAUGGCCACGGUCACCUCCUGGAGGGGGGACACGGCGGUGGUGACGGCCAGGAGGACAGAGCCGCACGAUGUCCCGGGCAUUAUCGCCCUCUUCAGCCCCGAGACAGAAGAGCUCUUCGGAAGGAUGGAUGUCACUUACCUCCUAGAAUUAUCAAAUCUUGCUUUGACACUCUGCAAUGAGAAGAAUGAGGUUUUAGCCCAUGCUGCCUUUCUGGACUAUCCGAAUUGGAACAUCACUGAUCAGGCUGAAUGGGAACCAUUCCUGCAUAGAAACUACACCAACAAUAAGUGCACUCCUUUGAACACUCUCUUCGUGCAUCUCUUCGUGGCAAAAGAAGAAUAUGCAGCUGGGUGUUCCCAAGAAAUUGUUAGGAGCGCUUUCAUCUUGCUACCAGAACUGCAGUUUAUCCUUCUCUUUGUACCACCUGAGGAGAGGUUAGGAUUUAGCCACGCAGAGCUGGACAUGGGGGAUGUCUUUGAAAGGAUGCUGCCUGUUGCAGGCUCACCCAUGGAGAGAGGUUUCACCUUGCUGAAGUGCCCCAGGCAGAGGUGCCACCCGCAGCUGGACGUUCGCCAAGCCAGGAUGGAAGACUAUGAUGAUCUCAUGCUAAUCUGGACACCUCAAAGUGAGACUCUGAAGGAAACCUAUGGUGAAUAUGUCCUUGUUGAUCUCCUAGAACGUGAAGGUGAAGAAAAUCAGGCAGCUGUUUGUGAGGUUGAUGGCACUGCAGUAGGAUUCAUGAGCUUAUGUUCUCACGUGAACAUUUCCUUGUUGCAAGAGUGUUUUGACUUAGGGCCUUUCCAUGGACUCUGUAAGCCACAUCCUGAGGAUAUUCUCAAAGUGCCACGGAAGCCAAGCGUUCAAGGAGAUGAAGAUGAAAGCAACCAAACGAGUGAAAAGCCAGAGCCUGUUUCUUCUGAAAACUUGGAGCGUGUUCCUGGUGCAGAUGCAGCUGUGCAGGUAAUGCUGCUGCACCCAGCACUGGCUCUCAGAAGUGAUGUCAGCAUUGAAGGCUCUGCAGCCUCAGCUGCGCCUCUCCUGGACACUGAUGGGGACGGGGAUUUUCAUCCCGUCUACAGGGGAACUUCAAAUGCUUUCUGCAUCCGUCUGCUCUGUAUCCAUGAGAAGUAUGAAAGUAGGUCGCUGGAUUUUUUGCAAUAUGCUUUCAGCGUUUUCCCAGACAGAGAGCUGUGUGUGAUGCUGGUGCCACAUCACGUCCCCGAGUCGUCCCUGCUGCGGAGCUUUGUUCGGGCCGUGCCCUGCUGCCCGUCACGGCUGGGCCGGGAGCUGUACGUGUUCCACAGGGCAGCACUCCUCAAGUCAUUUAAUGUAAGAAAAGCAGCAACCAGCGACCUACAGGGUAUAAAAACACUCGUUGAAACUCUCAGCUUGAAUGAAAGGAUAUGGAAUGACUCAAAGAUAUUCACUGAGGCUCGCAGGGAGCCAGAUGGGAUGCCAGUACAGGCUUUUGUAGCAGAAGUUUCGGAUCAAAUCGUUGGUGUUUGUGUCACUAGGGAUGAAAUGGAUAUUGAGUACAUUCGAGCACAUUACAACAUUGAGGACUUCAUUCAUUUUAAUCACCACCAGCAAGAGGACCAUGGACAUCUUUGCCACUUUGUCUUGAAUCCUGUAUUUCGUCACUAUACAAAAUACUUUCUAAAGGAGAUUCUUCGCUUGGGUCACAAAACUUCUCUUUACUACCCUGUUUAUCCAGAAUAUGUGGAGGGCAAGUUCCAGCGUCCCUGUGCCCAUUCCCUGACAUCUGCCCUUCAUUACAUGGCUCCCGUGCGGCCGAGACGACAGAUUGUCUAUCCUGGGCGCGAGCUGGGCGCGAGCGCUCCGCCCGGGCAGCUCUCCGAGGAUCAGCUGAAAUAUUCUUUGAACCACACAAACCGUAAGCUGGUGCUGCAAUCAAAAGUGUGUAUCAACACUAGAAUUGUGGUGGUUGGUGCAUCUGAUGUUGGAAUCUCUUUUCUGGAAACCCUGAUUUUUUGGCCACGUCUGAAAUUCAACAACCUGACCUUGAUUUCCACUCAUGGACUUCCAGGAAAAGACCCACAGAGCUCCAAGUAUAGAAGAUUUUUAAUUGACAGCCACUGCUUCAGUGAUGAAGAUCAUGCCCAGAUGUCACUCUGCUCCUGGGUGAACGUUGUGGUGGGGAAGAUGACGGCCAUAAAGCGCCGUGCCAAGCACGUCGUGGUGUCCGAGGAGAAGCCAGUGCCCUACGAUUACCUGGUUCUGUGCACGGGACAGAGCUACCAGCCCCUGGCUCCUCCUGCAGGAGCAGACGUGAUGGAAGUCCCGGCUCAGUGGGCACAGAGAUUCACGGGCAGAGUCCCUCCCAAUCACUUCACUCUCAACGACAGCCAGGACUGCCGGGAGGCUGCACGCUGGCUGCAGGACAACCUGCACAGCUCCCAAGGGAGCAUCAUUGUCUAUGGGAAUACAAUUGACAUUUACACCACGGUAGAAGCCCUCUUAUCCCUCGGGAUUGACGGUUCCCUCAUCCACCUCGUGCAGGGCUCUGGCAGCCCGUGCCUCGGGGACAGGGCGGUGCAGCUCCGGGUGCGGGAAGCCCUGGCCGAGGCGGGCGUGGCCGUGCACCCGGAGCACGUCCUGGCACGGUGGGGCCGGGGAGAGCACGGCCACAUCACCUGGGCAGAGUUCAGCAGUGCCACGGGGCCACUCCACCUGCAGUGUGCUGCAUUUUUUAGCUUUGCCUACAAGACCCUGGAUUUUGAAACCUUUAAGGCCCUCAGUGAUGCUUGCCUUGUUGUUGAUGGAAGACUUGUGAUUGAUGCCAAAUUCCACACCAAUGAUGCCAGCAUCAGGGCUGCAGGUCCUCUGACAAAGUUCUCCAGGAGAUACUACAGGGACGAUGUGACACACAGCAACUUCAACUCCAAGGAGAUUGGCUUUGAGCUUGCUGCUUCCAUGCUGAGUCUCUUUGAUCCAACCCUUCAGGCCAGCUCUGAGCCACCAGAAGGCUCAGACAGACUCAUCCCUGUAUACAAAAAGUGCAAAGUGCAAGGUGGUGUUCUUCCUGGAGGUUAUAACUAUUUGCACAUUUCCAAGCCUGGAAUCCCCACGCCCUUGGACAUAGAAGGUGACCCAUGUGAUCAUGGGACAGAGAUUGUGACUGGGGAGGCUGCUCAGGGGAAUUACUUCAGGCUUCACUUGAGCAGAUACAACACUGUGGACAGCAUCACCUGCUUCUGCAAGGAGCCCUUGCCCGUGUCCAACUACGUGUGCCUGUACGGGCAGCACGAGCGGCUGCUCAAUGACCUGUGCUACCGCCGGGGGGCCGGCCAGCUCCCCGACCUCUACAGCUACUUCAGGGAACCUUGGUCCAUGGCCAUCUAUCACGAUCGGUUUAUUGAUCUGCAGAAGGAACUGCGCCAAACCCUGAUGUCAGAACAGGUGUCCCCCGGCGCCGAGCAGCGCCCUGAGCACAGACCCGGGCCGCCGUCGCUGCGGGAGCCCGUGCUGCGCUACCUGCGCCGCCACCGCGCCCAGCUGCCCAUGUACGCCCCGACCGACCCGUACCGACUGCCGGCUCUGUAUGCUAAUGCGCCGCGGGCCGCCCGCCCGCCCCGCCCCGCGCCGCCGCGGACAAAGGGCUGCGGGAGCGGGGCCGCGGCCCGGGGCUGCCUCUCGCCGCCGCCCUGCACCUGCCGCGUCCUCGGCGGCGCCGGGCGCCUGUGCUUGGACGCAGACCGCGGCGAGCGGGGACAGGGGGACCCUCUGCCCGUCGGCCGCCGCGCCUCCGACCCGCCGCGCGGCGUUUCGGGCCGAAACCGAGCGCCGCCGUCGCCGUCCCUGCCCGUUCCGGACCCGUUAGGGUUAGAGUUAGGGUCAGAGUAA
Molecule: messenger RNA, 3868 nt
Organism: Sturnus vulgaris (Common starling)
Lineage: Eukaryota; Metazoa; Chordata; Aves; Passeriformes; Sturnidae
Source: RefSeq, a predicted model, not a curated record